UCCGGAAUGUGCACCCGAAUAACUGUCCCGGUCGGCUUCUCAUAGCGCGACCAACUCAUCGCUCCUCUCCGAUCAUUCAGCAAAUACUUUAGUUAUUGAGUUUGUUUGUUUUUUUUAGCUGACACCAACAUGCCUUUAAAGUUUGAACUGUGUCCCGGGAGGACGAUUGGAGGCAACCAUCCGUGUUUUAUUAUCGCCGAAAUCGGACAAAACCACCAGGGAGACAUCGAGAUUGCCAAGAAAAUGAUCAAAAUGGCGAAGGACUGCGGUGCUGAUUGUGCCAAAUUCCAGAAAAGUGAACUGCAGUACAAAUUUAACAAACAUGCCUUAGAACGCCCCUACACGUCCAAACACUCCUGGGGGGCCACUUAUGGAGAGCACAAGCGCCACCUGGAGUUCAGCCAUGAGCAGUACAGGGAGUUGCAGAAAUAUGCCAAGGAAGUGGGAAUCUUCUUCACCGCCUCAGGAAUGGACGAGAUGGCAGUAGAGUUUCUCCAUGAGCUAAAUGUGCCUUUCUUUAAAGUGGGCUCAGGAGACACCAACAACUUUCCGUAUCUGGAGAAGACGGCAAAGAAAGGACGUCCCAUGGUGGUUUCCAGUGGGAUGCAGUCCAUGGAGACGAUGCGUCGGGUGUACAAGACGGUGAAAGAGCACAACCAAAACUUUGCCAUCCUGCAGUGUACCAGCGCCUACCCUCUUGAGUCUGAGGACGUCAACCUCAGAGUGAUCACAGAAUACAUGAAGGAAUUCCCAGAUAUUCCAAUUGGAUAUUCUGGCCACGAGUCUGGAAUCAGUAUUUCAGUGGCAGCUGUUGCUUUGGGGGCAAAAGUCAUCGAGCGCCACGUGACACUGGACAAGACGUGGAAGGGAAGUGAUCACGCGGCGUCGCUGGAGCCCGCUGAGCUGGCCGAGCUGGUUCGCUCUGUCCGAGUGGUGGAGAAGGCACUGGGUAGUGGCGUCAAGAGGAUGCUUCCUUGUGAGAAGCCAUGCCAUGAAAAGCUGGGGAAGUCUGUGGUGGCCAAGGUGAAGAUCCCCAAAGGAACUGUCCUCACCCUGGACAUGUUGGCGGUGAAGGUGGCCGUGCCCAUGGGUGUAGCUGCUGAGGACAUCUUCCAGCUGAUUGGCAGGGUUGUCACUGAAGACGUGGGAGACGAUGAGAGUGUCACACCAGAGCUGGUGGACAGCUAUGGGAAGAAGCCCAAAUGCUGACAGUAUGAAAGCAAAGCACUUAAAUGAUGAGGACAUUAAUCAAAUGGGAAUAAUUUGGUGGGUGAUUUGUUUUCUUGUUUAGUUUCAGUUACCAGGAACAGGAGGAGGGUAAUUGCCCUCAGAGGUGACACAAAGCCAGCUCGCUUCUGUUCCCUAAAAGCAAUCAUGCACUGAUGAAAAAUAAAUCAACAACAUGAUUAUGA
Nerophis ophidion (straightnose pipefish) is the source of this 1412-nucleotide messenger RNA. RefSeq names its product N-acetylneuraminic acid synthase a (gene nansa). The coding region runs from base 130 to 1209 and encodes 359 amino acids. Lineage: Eukaryota; Metazoa; Chordata; Actinopteri; Syngnathiformes; Syngnathidae. Gene Ontology annotation, biological process: carbohydrate biosynthetic process. Gene Ontology annotation, molecular function: N-acylneuraminate-9-phosphate synthase activity. The transcript has 6 exons. The record is from RefSeq and is a predicted model, not a curated record.